AUGGCUCGCGGUCUUAGCAUCGAUAUCUCCCCGCCUGUGCAUCGCGGGAUGAAGGAGCUGGACAAAAGCGCCUUCUGCACGUCAGUGACGGUCCUUGCCGCCAAGGUGCCUCCGGCAAAGGCGGGCAAGCUGCUAGCUGCCAACGAGUUGAAAACGCUUGUGCUCUUGGGGUGCCAGGAACAAGGUGCUUCGCUUUCAUCUCUAUCUCGCUCUGGUAGACCAGGCGAAUUGCCGCCUGAAGCACAAGAAUACCUUAAGCAAGAAUCAGCAGAGAUUGUGCCUCACAAGCUAGACCUAGACUACGACUAUUGGAUUGCAGAUGAUAUCUUGGCCUCCAUCCUUCCCGAGGAGCUCGUGGAAGAGGCUCCGUCUGGAUUCGCCUCUGUCGGCCACAUAGCGCAUCUCAACCUUAAAGCCGAAUAUCUUCCGUACAAGCAUAUCAUAGGUCAAGUAAUUCUUGAUAAAAAUGCGGGCCAUAUCCGAUCCGUCGUCAACAAAACGAGUACGAUUGACACCAAGUACCGCGUCUUCAAGAUGGAACUACUAGCCGGAGAGUCCGACUUUAUCGUAUGCCAUCAUGAACAAAACUGCCAGUUUACGUUCGACUUCAGCGAAGUUUACUGGAAUUCGCGGCUGCAUACAGAGCACGGUCGCCUUGUCGAUUCAUUCAAGCCAGAAGGUGUCGUAGCCGAUGUCUUCGCGGGGGUAGGCCCCUUCGCUAUCCCGGCGGCGAAGAGAGGCUGUGGUGUCUUCGCUAACGAUCUGAACCCAGCAAGUUAUAAAUACCUCAAACAGAAUGUCAAGGACAAUAAGGUAGCAGAGCUCGUGAGACCAUUCUGCGAAGACGGCCGGAGUUUCAUCCGCUCGGUAUUCAAUCGGGCAUUCGAUGGUCCCUUCCGAGACCCUCCACCCAAGAAGAACAGCGCACAGCUGAGGCAGGAACGCCGGAAAAACUCGCCACCACCGGCGCCACGGCGGAGGCGCAUCACUCAGUUCGCGAUGAAUCUGCCCGAAUCGGCCAUCGAGUUUCUAGACGAAUUCCGUGGCGUGCUAGCAUCCGCGAACGGAGGCGAGCGGGCUUUGAGCGGGCUUUACGGCGCAGAGGACUCGGAGGCCAUGCCGAUGAUACACUGCUACUGCUUCACCCGAGAGCUGGAGCCAGAAAAGGCUGAGAUCGAUAUCCGGCAGGUACGGAGUAUCCCAUUUCUCACCAUCGUCGGCGUUGCUAAUGCAGGUACAUCUGCCAUUUGUUGUCAUAGAGAGUGGAGGACAAGUUGGGACAUUCGCUCGGGCAGGAGACAUCAUACCACUGGGUGCGAGAUGUACUGUAUCAGUUUCCGGCUACCUCACGCAGUGGCGUUCGCUGCGUGA
Messenger RNA from Postia placenta MAD-698-R-SB12, 1371 nucleotides. RefSeq lists its product as hypothetical. The coding region runs from base 1 to 1371 and encodes 456 amino acids. The record is from RefSeq and is a predicted model, not a curated record. The transcript is spliced from 10 exons. Lineage: Eukaryota; Fungi; Basidiomycota; Agaricomycetes; Polyporales; Adustoporiaceae. Gene Ontology annotation, cellular component: mitochondrial matrix; cytoplasm. Gene Ontology annotation, biological process: tRNA N1-guanine methylation; mitochondrial tRNA methylation.